Messenger RNA from Zea mays, 542 nucleotides. RefSeq lists its product as uncharacterized. Gene Ontology annotation, molecular function: rRNA (uridine-N3-)-methyltransferase activity. The transcript is spliced from 4 exons. The record is from RefSeq and is a predicted model, not a curated record. Lineage: Eukaryota; Viridiplantae; Streptophyta; Magnoliopsida; Poales; Poaceae. The coding region runs from base 1 to 471 and encodes 156 amino acids. Gene Ontology annotation, biological process: rRNA base methylation.
AUGGGCGGGGGCCUCCUGGCGGCGGCAUCCAGCCUGAGGGUUGAACUAUUCAAUGGGGUGGGCCGUUUAGCUGAAGGAUUCAUACAUAAAGUUGACAAAGGUGGCUCAGAUGUUGAGUUAUUAGAGGAUGCUAGGAUCAUAGCUCCUCAAGGCAUCCAAUGGCAUGUCUUUGCUGCGUUUGGGACACUGAAAGGCGGACGUGCGGAUUGGCUUAUAGAGAAAUGUACUGAACUUGGAUCUUCUAGUGUUACCCCUCUCUUGACAGAACGAUGUCACACAAUAGCGGAAAAUCAGGUGGACAGGCUGCAACGCCUUGUGCUGGCUGCAGUUAAACAAUGUAUGGAGUUUGGGUAUCACCUCCGUUCUUGGCCUGUUAAACAAUGUAUGGAGUUUGGGAGCCUGUUAAAUGAUUUUGUAAAGUGUUUGCAAAUAUGUGCAAAACAUAAUAACAUGUGUAGGUUUUGUGAAUGAUUUUGUUGUGGUGCUUGUUGAUGGUUUAUGUGAUGUGGAUCUAUCAUUGUGCAAUACUAAUUAAAUUUGUA